AUGAACAAACGCGUCCCCGCCACGCGCAUGUCGCUACUCAAUGAGUCGGACGCCUCGGGACGGGAACUGCGGCUGUGGCUGCUCUCGGCCACGACCGUCCACGGCGUGACGUACUACCGCAUCGCCGGGCGCUUUGCUUCGAGUGGGCAGACGUGGGAAGUGAGUCACCGGUACUCGGAGUUCCUCAAGCUGCGGGACCAGCUCGCCAAGUUCCUGUCGGCGUCCACGGACAAGUGUCCCGGCUGCCGCAACUACCUCCACUCGAUCCAGCGCUUUGACUUUCCCAAGAAACACCUGUUUGCGUCGCGGGCACCGCCUGUGGUGAAUUACCGGGUCAAGGCCCUGCGGUCGUUCCUCAAUUUGCUCGCGUCGUGGGCGUUCAGUAAGACGCCCAAGUGCCCGACCUGUGGGGGCUCCGCUUUUGACAUGGUGCGGACUUUUGUCCUCGAGGGCGACAGCAUCUCGUCGGACAAUGCCGAUAUGAAUGCCAUUCGAGAGUCUGUGACAGUGGCAGCGUUUGCGAAGCCGAAUCCAGCGAGUUCGAGAGGCGACGUUGGGAGCCAGAGCUGGAUGACGGCGAGCUCGUCGGGCGACGCUGAUACGACGCAGAGCAUGGAGGGGAUGCUGCCAGAAAGUCAGCAGAAGGGACUCCGUGACGAGCCGUCGACCGAUGCACCGGUAACACAACAACAGAGAGCACUGCAUCACCAGCGUUCUCAUGAUCAAGCGUCGAGUGGUCGCCGACUGCAAGCGCAGGAAAAGCGCUACCAGGACGACGAUCCCUAUGAUGCGUUCAACGACUAUUUGCCAGAGAGACUGUCGAAUAUCAAGAAGAUGACGCAGUCGAGCAUGGAGCAAAAGACCCAGAAGGGCAAGUUCUCGUCCAGACCGCUGCACGAAGUGAUGGAGGAGCGACACCAGCACGAGGAGAACGACGACGCGGCUCGUGCGUAUGAGGAGAAGCUGCGGAAGCUACGAGACGGGCCACGGUACGUCUCAGCACGCCGUCCAAUGGCAGACAGUGAGCGGUCGACCAGCUCGAGUGCUUUGGAGAGUCCGCGGUCGAGUAAACGGGGGGUGGGUCGCCACAGCUCCAACAGGGAGAGCUUGGUGUCGGACCAAAACACGGUUUCGACAGAGCCUGGGUUUGUUCAUGGCGACGACUGCGACGUCGGGGACGCCGAGAAGGAGGACAGGAGUUCCGCCAGUAGCGUAUAUUCCGGGGACGACGAGAUUGAGCUCACGGGCGUGGCCAUGGCGUCGCCCCAGCAUGUGCGCAAAAAGAGCAGCGCAGACAAUUUGUGGCAGCCGUGGGAGCUCUCGAAAGAGUCUGUCCAUGGCUCGGGUCGAUAG
Messenger RNA from Hyaloperonospora brassicae, 1353 nucleotides. Lineage: Eukaryota; Oomycota; Peronosporomycetes; Peronosporales; Peronosporaceae. The record is from the annotation of a GenBank genome assembly.